CCCAACAAAGUAAUUUUGCCCAUUUCGAUCCCCAUCUGUUCUCUCAAAUCUAAUUGGGACCAUCGGAUCGGAUCCGGACAGGCGAUUCGGGUCGGCUUCACCGGUCUUAUCUCUGUCCUCCCUCGCUCAAGCUCAAGCUCGACCUCCGAAGGCUUUCCUCCCACACUCUCUCUCUCUCUCUCUCGAUCCCUCGGUCGCGUAGCUUGGGACAGCAAUCUGAGUGUUGGAGAUGUCGCACAGCAGUAAUAGCAACAUGAAUGAUCCAAGGCAGCCCUCUGCAGCCAAACCAUUUAAACCGCCGAUGGUUUCUCCCCAAGAUCUGCCAGUUGAUUAUUCAGGAUUCAUUGCUGUUGUCUUUGGCGUUGCUGGUGUCAUGUUUCGGUACAAGCUUAGCUCAUGGCUCGCCAUCAUAUUUUGUGCCCAGUCACUAGCAAACAUGAGGAACAUGGAGAAUGAUCUCAAACAGAUUUCCAUGGCCAUGAUGUUUGCCAUUAUGGGAUUGGUGACAAACUAUUUUGGCGCUACUCGUCCAGCCCCGCGCAAAUGAGAGGUCCAUCAAAUUCGGAUUAAGGACAAGUGUAGUGUGUUUGGAGGGUUGUUCCUUAGCUAGAGAGUUCAGUGAGAUUCUUUGAGGCGCAGACAGA
Molecule: messenger RNA, 644 nt
Organism: Rhodamnia argentea
Lineage: Eukaryota; Viridiplantae; Streptophyta; Magnoliopsida; Myrtales; Myrtaceae
Product: protein Asterix
Exons: 4
Coding region: 230-547 (105 amino acids)
Biological process (GO): protein insertion into ER membrane
Cellular component (GO): endoplasmic reticulum membrane
Molecular function (GO): protein folding chaperone
Source: RefSeq, a predicted model, not a curated record